Molecule: messenger RNA, 3021 nt
Organism: Silurus meridionalis
Lineage: Eukaryota; Metazoa; Chordata; Actinopteri; Siluriformes; Siluridae
Gene: lurap1
Product: leucine rich adaptor protein 1
Exons: 2
Coding region: 492-1340 (282 amino acids)
Biological process (GO): positive regulation of canonical NF-kappaB signal transduction; positive regulation of cytokine production
Source: RefSeq, a predicted model, not a curated record
GUGUUUUCAGCUCUGGCUGUCAUGCAGGUGGAAUUUGCGUCUUGGCUUCUCACUCUGCACUGGGGCACAACAGCAACUGACCAUCAGAUUCAGAGGAUUAGUGAUUUCCUAUUAGAUUUUAGACAUGAUUAAUUCUCCAUUUGCUGUUAAUCCGCUUUCCUACUGGCAUAUGAUGCUAAACUAACAAGGGUGUUAUUAUUGCUGCUGCUGCUGCGCACCUGAGGAUGGACAUUGGAUCUAAAAGAAAUCAACAGAAGACUGUUUUUGUCUUGUCACUGCGUAAUUCUUGCCAUUUUAAGUAAAUGGUGCAACGCGUUUAAUAGAAUGACUUUCUAGAAAAUGAACGAGUGGUGAGAAUGGGCUCUGUAAGCGCGUGUGAAUGAUCCUGGUCUGAAACCAGCCUUCCAGCAUCGACCUUACAACACGAUCUUAGAAAUCGUCGUGAAAGCGGUUCUUGAUUAUUUUUUUUUUAAGACCACAUUAUCAUCAUCAUGGAAGAAGUUAGUGGCAGUGAAUGUGUGCCCGAUCUGAAGGAGCUGGAAGUGAAGGUAGGGAGGAAGACGCCUGAAGGUUUGCUCAGGUGGAUGCGGCAGGAAGCAGCGCAACGCGGCGAGACGAGCAAAGUCAUCCGGCACGAGAGCGCAGAGUGCGGGGAACAUGGACUGGAUGAGAAGAUCAGGAAACUCAAAGUCGAGAUGGCUCAUCUUCGGGCGGUUGAUGUGAAAAUCCUGCAACAACUUGUGGCACUGCACGAGGGAAUCGAGGCAGCAAAAUGGCUUAUGGAAGAGCGUGGCAUGCUGACCAGCCACUGUAGCAGUCUGACAGGCAGUCAAUACAGCCUGGGAGGCAGCUGGAGCAGCCUACAUGAGCCUCAUGACAAGCUAGACAACAUCUCCAUUGGCAGUUAUCUGGACACACUGGCUGAUGAUCUGGAUGAGUACUGCACCUCCAGUGGGGCAGAGUCUGUGCUCUGCUCUGCCCCACCAUUGUGCACAGACAACUCUAAAUCCUCUACCAUGAAACCCAGUGGCCCCAAAGAGGACGUGAGGCCUUCCACCAAUGACACAAGGUCUUCCAACAAUGACUCUAAUCAAGAAGAAGCCAGUAAGAGUAAUGGAGUUAAUACUGGUGUCCUGGAUAGUGCAGUUUUAAAACAAGACACAGACUCUCCCAAAGCUCUUGCUGCUGAGAAGCUGGCUAAGACUUUGAGUCCUAAGGGAAAGAUAUAUAAGAAUGGCAAAGUGGAGCUAGAAAGCUGCAAAAUGAAUGGCAAAGUGCACUUGGAGUAUGACGCACACUGGCGCUGGGUGCAGUCACAGGAUGAUGUGACAUUUUUGUAAAGGUUUAUAAGAUCCCGCUAAAGUUGCUGAUUAUAUUUUGGACUUCGGAGCCUUAUCGGACAGACUGAUUUUACUCUUGGAUCGGUUCACAAAGUAUAUCCUAACAUAAUUUUAAACUGAGAUAUGAUGUCAAAGAUCCCAAGGGGCCAAAGCUUAAAAAGCAUGAUGUUUAUAUUUGUCUUUACAAUCAUUUAUCUGUACAGAUGUUUAUCUAUCAUGCUCAGCCAUUCCCAUGCCUGGUGCUAGAAUAGCUUUGCCUUGUUACAACUUAGUGCUUUUCUUGUUCUAAUACUUUUACAACGACUCAGGAAGGACCUGGUAAUUAUGUGAUUAGUUGGACGUGUGUAGUGCAGGAAAACUAGCGGAAAUGCACGAAAGGUAAACACCAGGACUAGAGCUGGGAAUUGCUUAUUGCAGCAUUUUAUGAGUGAGUGUAGAAUCUGGUCUAGCAGUAGUUUCUCCAGUUUCUUUAAAUAUUUCUUUCAGAUAGUGUUUGAUAAACACAAGCAUUUUCAGUGUUGAUAUCCGAUGUUAAUAUUCAGUUUUGAUUAUUAGAAUUUCCUCUUUUUUUUGGACCAAUAUAAAUUCAGCCUUUUUUUUUAAAGUGCUUUAGUUAAAAUAACCAGGUAAAUAAUCACUAUAAGAAAAAUAAUACAUUUUUAUUUUUCUGAAUAAGGAGCCCAAAAGACUCAGAUAGGAAUAUCUGCAAGUUGAAAUGUAUUAAGUAUUUUAGAGAGGACCAAAGUUUUUAGCUAUAAUAACACAAGAUAUUAUAGUGAUAUUUUUCUAUUUAUAUCAAGGUUUAAAUAUAAAUAUAAUAGAAAGAAUACGGCGAGUUUAUCAAACUGUUAUCGAACUGUUUAUCAGUUGAUAUCACGUAUUCAAUUAAUGCAUAUUAAUAUUAUUUUUGCAACAGUACAUUGUGGAAAACCAAUGCUCAGACUAUCAGGCUCCAGGUUGGAAUAUGCAAAUAGAAAAGAGAAUAAAAUCUACGUAUUUUAGCAAAAAAACUGUUUAAUAACUAAAGUUCGAGAUUGAAGGUCAUGAAAGGUCUUAAAUAUUGCUGUACUGGUAGAUUAGAAAUUAUUUAUUUGUAAAGACACCACAAACUGCAACAAAAAAAAAUCAAAGAGCAAAUUUUAUCUGUACAGCAUCGUGCAGUCAGGAUGAUUUCAUUGUGAACAUUAAACUGUUAAAUAUGCACCUAUGUGAAAAUGCUUGUGCAAUAUGAUGAAAUGUAUAAUCAGUGAUUUUAAAUAUAUAUGUGCGUAAUGAAUCGAUUCUGAUAAAUGUGGCCUGUUGAUUUUACGCUGGAUAAUGUAAAAGCAUUGUGACCAACUCUUAUGCAACCAUGUGUUAGUAUAGAGGUCCAUUAUUGUAGUGAGAUCAUUCUGAUUGUGAAUGUAGAGAUCUGAAUGCAUGAACAUGUGUUGGUUUGUGUAUUUGAGUGGUCACACUGCUGUGAAUUCUGCAUUAAAGAAAUAGUAAUAAUAAUUUUUGAAAAAACAAAUUAAUUAAAUGCAGUUUUGAUUUUCAUGUUAACCCAUAUUAGUGCCGCUGGAUGUGGUUUUGCCUGUUUAACUUAUGCAAAGAGAACUGCACUUCUGUAAUAGUUUUAUGUAAAGAGGCUAUAAAUACUAUUUGACAUUUAACGUGUUACCUAAUAAAUGGUGAUGUCUGA